AUGGCAGCAAAGAAGAACGCUCGCGACACCACCGCCGCGACUGCUGCCACCUCUCAGGCCAGCACCAGCACUACUGCACCCAUCCCUCUUGUAGCCGAGCAGAUUAAGCCCGUGGUUCCCAAGAAGAAUGAUGCCAGAGCCCAUGUACAAUGGGAUCAGGUUCCUCGAACUGUCUGGAACCACUACGUCAAAGAAACCCCCCAACGUAUCAAGCUGGUUGACAUGUUCCUGGUCUACCUCGUCAUCAUUGGUGCCAUCCAGUUCUUCAACUGUGCCAUCACUGGCACCUUUCCGUUCAACGCUUUCCUAUCGGGUUUCAGUGCGACGGUGACACAGUUCGUCUUGACAGUUGGUCUGCGACUCCAAACGAACGAAGCGGUCAAGUCCGAUUCUGUGGACAUUUCACCCGAGAGGUCGUUCGCCGAAUACGUCGCUGUCAGCUUGGUCGCGCAUUUCUUCGUUGUCAACUUUAUCAACUGA
Fusarium coffeatum is the source of this 480-nucleotide messenger RNA. RefSeq lists its product as uncharacterized. Gene Ontology annotation, cellular component: membrane; oligosaccharyltransferase complex. The record is from RefSeq and is a predicted model, not a curated record. Gene Ontology annotation, biological process: protein N-linked glycosylation. The transcript is spliced from 4 exons. The coding region runs from base 1 to 480 and encodes 159 amino acids. Lineage: Eukaryota; Fungi; Ascomycota; Sordariomycetes; Hypocreales; Nectriaceae.